UAGCUCCUCAGCCCCGCCCGCCGGCCCUGGGAUUGUUCGCAGCUGCUGGCUGCUCGCGGCUCGCCCGCGCGGGCUAUUUGCCAUUUCCCGGCCCCAGUUUCUAAGAGCUCUGCCCCUGCGUCGGGGAGGCAGACUGGAAGAGAGCGGCGCGACAUCUGUAGGGGCAGCCGGGCCGAGCGCAGGAGGAGGCGCCCUCUGCGGUCACCGCCGCCCCGCGCGAUCCCCGCGGCCGGCCACUCUCGGACGUGGACGGCGAGCGGGCCCGGGGACAGCCCGGCCCCAGCAUGGCCUCCACCACCACCUGCACCCGGUUCACGGACGAGUACCAGCUCUUCGAGGAGCUCGGAAAGGGGGCUUUUUCAGUGGUAAGAAGAUGUAUGAAAAUCCCUACUGGUCAAGAAUAUGCUGCCAAAAUCAUCAAUACCAAGAAGCUUUCUGCCAGGGAUCAUCAGAAACUAGAAAGGGAAGCUAGAAUCUGCCGUCUCCUGAAGCACCCCAAUAUCGUGCGGCUGCACGACAGCAUAUCAGAAGAAGGCUUCCACUACCUGGUGUUUGACCUAGUUACUGGGGGCGAACUGUUUGAAGACAUCGUGGCAAGAGAAUACUACAGUGAGGCCGACGCCAGUCAUUGCAUACAGCAGAUUCUAGAAAGCGUGAACCAUUGUCACCUGAAUGGCAUUGUGCACAGGGAUCUGAAGCCUGAGAAUUUGCUUUUAGCUAGCAAAUCCAAGGGAGCGGCUGUGAAACUGGCGGACUUUGGCCUGGCCAUCGAAGUUCAAGGAGACCAGCAGGCAUGGUUCGGGUUCGCGGGCACACCCGGCUACCUCUCUCCAGAGGUGCUGCGGAAGGACCCCUACGGGAAGCCGGUGGACAUGUGGGCCUGCGGUGUCAUUCUGUACAUCCUGCUGGUGGGGUACCCCCCGUUCUGGGACGAAGACCAGCACAGGCUCUACCAGCAGAUCAAGGCCGGCGCUUACGACUUUCCAUCCCCAGAGUGGGACACAGUGACUCCUGAAGCCAAAGACCUCAUCAACAAGAUGCUGACCAUCAACCCCGCCAAGCGCAUCACGGCCUCCGAGGCGCUGAAGCACCCCUGGAUCUGCCAACGCUCCACGGUGGCCUCCAUGAUGCACAGGCAGGAGACGGUGGACUGUCUGAAGAAGUUCAACGCCCGCAGGAAGCUCAAGGGCGCCAUCCUGACCACGAUGCUGGCCACGAGGAACUUUUCAGCGGCCAAGAGUUUGCUGAAGAAACCAGAUGGCGUGAAGAUAAACAACAAAGCCAACGUGGUAACUAGCCCCAAAGAAGACGCCCCCCCCCCGGCGCUGGAGCCCCAAACCACUGUAAUCCACAACCCUGACGGAAACAAGGAGUCCACGGAGAGCUCCAACACCACGAUCGAGGACGAGGACGUGAAAGCCCGGAAGCAAGAGAUCAUCAAAGUCACGGAGCAGCUGAUCGAAGCCAUCAACAACGGAGACUUCGAAGCGUACACGAAAAUCUGUGACCCGGGUCUUACAGCUUUUGAACCUGAGGCUUUGGGCAAUUUAGUGGAAGGAAUGGACUUUCAUCGAUUCUACUUUGAAAAUGCUCUGUCCAAGGGCAGCAAGCCGGUGCACACCAUCAUCUUGAACCCCCACGUGCACCUGGUGGGCGAGGACGCCGCGUGCAUCGCCUACGUGCGGCUCACCCAGUACCUGGACGGCGGCGGCCUGCCCAGGACCAUGCAGUCCGAGGAGACCCGCGUGUGGCACCGCCGGGAUGGCAAGUGGCAGAACGUGCACUUCCACCGCUCGGGGUCGCCGACGGUGCCCACCAACUAAGUGUCCGCAGCGCCCCGUCGGCACCAUGUCUCCAGGCCCCUGGACGGGACCGGGCCACCCCUGCCUGCCCGAGGGCGUGAAGGCCGGACCUGGUGCCUGUGGGACGCGCGCCUCUCCUCGCCGUCACCCUCCCGUCCGCGUUCGCCCUCGCCACGGGCCGUGCAGACCCUCCCACCUGCUCGUCGCGCUGUCGAUGCCAAGACGGGACAGACUCCCACGGCUGUUCUCGUGAGGACGGCUUGUAAGAAAAAUGUAAAUUUUUAAAAACUCUUCGCUACUGAUCUGUGUUGGCUUGUUUAACGAAAGGGCAACGGCACGUCCUGUCCCCGGGCGGCCCUGGCUGAGGGGCGUUUGACCUGCACACACUUGUGCUGGUGGGCGGGGCGGCGGCCCCCACUGUCACGUCCUUCUGGUCAAACCGCAGACGGAAGCUCCGGUCACGUCCGAGUCGAGUCGCCGUCUGCACUGGGGGCUUGUGGGACUGGGUUCUGUGUUUCUCGAGUCUUCUGUUCUCUUGUUUUACCCUCUGACCUCCCCCCCGUUCUCGUCUCUGCCUUUCUCUUGUCUGGUAGUGAGGGAGAAGGGCGCGGUUUGCGUAACGAAGGUAAAGAUAAGGGCUCAGGCCGGUGGUCAGUGGCCUGCAGUUCGGCCCCCAGCAGCUCUGCUGGGACGAUGAAGGUUGGGGCUCCAGCUGGCACACGGAGGCCCGCAGUGGGGACCGGCGGUGGGCGGGGCCCUGUCCCGGGACCAGGUUUGUGCCGCAGGCCCCGCGGGCAGGGCGCCCCCCACGGCUGCCGCUCUGAAGUCAGCGAGGCCGCACGCGUUUCCAUUCUCUUCCGUGGUUUGCACUCAGCUGUUGCGACCUGUGCUCUGCAGCAUCUUUUUGUCAGAGCAGCGUCACGUCCCUGCGUGGAGUUAGGCUUCUCCAGUUUGCACGGAUGGCGGCGCGUGCGGGGCUCCGAUCUCACCCCUCACCGCCUGGGGUCUGCACGCCACACGGGCCCCCGUGCGCUCCCUCCGUGACGUGCCCCCGCCUGUGCCUGCAGCAGAGACGACGCCCGCGCGGCCCUCCCCCCGCUUGCCCUCCUGUGUUCACGGCGCCUCACUUAGGAAUCGUUGCUAGUGGGUGUGUGGUAGACGGACUGACGCUUUUCUGGUAAUUACUACAUGAUUUAAAACAAUAUAUAUUUAAACUGAACAUAUACAGUAAAUGUAUUGAGCCAUGUUAACCUGCCAAUGAAAUCUGUGAAGUAACAGCCUCCGUUUUCCUUGUUGAUUUCUCUCACUUUUCUGUGAAAUGGCUGCACGUGGCUGCGUGUGUUCCACGGUGGACACCGUGGUCGUCUGACACUCUGAACUGAGCACGUCGUGUUGGGGGGCCGCCCCUUCCCAGCGGGACCCACGUCCGUCCCCUUCUGUCAUGUGAAACACUGCAGUUCACCAUGGGACACUGUACAUACUUCUUGCCAUAAUGGUAAACGACUGAUUAUUUAAGAGUUAAUAAAUUUGUGAUUUCCGCUGGCA
Molecule: messenger RNA, 3347 nt
Organism: Artibeus jamaicensis (Jamaican fruit-eating bat)
Lineage: Eukaryota; Metazoa; Chordata; Mammalia; Chiroptera; Phyllostomidae
Gene: CAMK2D
Product: calcium/calmodulin dependent protein kinase II delta
Exons: 20
Coding region: 285-1823 (512 amino acids)
Biological process (GO): protein phosphorylation
Cellular component (GO): neuron projection; cytoplasm
Molecular function (GO): calmodulin binding; ATP binding; calcium/calmodulin-dependent protein kinase activity
Source: RefSeq, a predicted model, not a curated record